Molecule: messenger RNA, 2535 nt
Organism: Astyanax mexicanus (Mexican tetra)
Lineage: Eukaryota; Metazoa; Chordata; Actinopteri; Characiformes; Acestrorhamphidae
Gene: eif2ak1
Product: eukaryotic translation initiation factor 2-alpha kinase 1
Exons: 15
Coding region: 413-2392 (659 amino acids)
Biological process (GO): protein phosphorylation
Molecular function (GO): ATP binding; protein kinase activity
Source: RefSeq, a predicted model, not a curated record
GGAUAAAUUCGCGAUCAGUAUUUUAAGUGCGGAAGUUCAAGAAGAAUACAUGUUUUGUUUUAAACUGUCCACAUAUUGUGUUUAAACAAAAUAAUAGAUUUUUUAAAAAUCUGAAGGCGUUAGGUAAACAUCUAGAUCCAUGUGCUGUGGGUACUUUAGUUUGUUAUUUGAAGACGCAUAACAACGCAUACAACGUAACUUUUGAGACGCUGCCUUUACUAUUGACAGCCAAAACAUGGCGGACUACUAUCGGUUAGCUAAGUGUUAGUUUGUGGUCAUUUAGAAAAGAUUUCAGGAUCUUCAUUUUAAAGGAGGAUGUAGAGAAAUGUUUUAACGUGUUUAACAUGUUGAUUAGACGGUCAAAGUGGACAACAGCGGCGAUAUGAAAGGUGAAUAUUUUAUAGAGUAAGUCAUGGCAGAGGAAAGUUCUAGUAGUAGAGUUAGUAGUCUGAGUUCUAGUGUUAGUGUAGUUAGCAGCCGAAACCUGCUCCUCCGGACACAGCUGACCCCCCGGGAGAGAGGCGGACGCGACAGGGCCCUGUUCGACCUCUCAGAUAACGACCAUGAAGUCCAGUUUGACACUACAGACACAGACAAUGAUUGUGAGGUGCUGAUGGCGGGGAGACCAUCCAUGCAGGAGUUUGCCUCUGCCAUCCCAAACCACCUGCUGCUGGGCUCUCUGCUGGAACACCUGUGCUUUGUGUAUGAGCGUGAUCCUACACGUUCUCGCAUGCUCUUCAAGGGGAUUGGUCAGCGCCUAGCAGCAAUGAACCUCCUCUCUCCACUGGCCAUAAGUGACGAAUUCAGCACAGUUCGACUUCAGCACAACCGGGCCUUUUCUGAGCUCCUACACGCAGCCAGUGCUUCCCUCCUCCCUCAGGACCACAAGUACUUGAGUUCAGAAGGACAGAGCUCUGCCACAAGAACGAAAGAUGGCCUUUUUCAAGCUCAAACAUCUCGCUACCUCAGUGAAUUUGAAGAAAUUUCAACAUUGGGCAAAGGAUCAUAUGGCAGAGUCUUUAAGGUUAAAAACAAGUUGGAUGGUCAGCAUUAUGCCGUCAAAAAAAUUCUCAUUAAGAACGUGUCAAGGGAUGACUGUGUAAAGGUCCUCAGGGAGGUCAAAGUUCUGUCCAGUCUUCAGCAUCCAAACAUAGUUGGCUAUCACACUGCUUGGAUGGAGCAUGUGCAGCCUGCUGUGAAUAAUCCUACUAAACCAAUGCUUCCAAACUCCAGUCCAGCUUUAGGAUCAUUGUCACAGACUGAUGGGCGUCUGGAGGAAAGCACCAAUGGAUCAUCUAUUGUUUUCGAAAGUUCUGAAUGUUCAAAGGACACAAAAGACCCUCCUACACAGACCCCACAGAGCACCUCCGUGAAAUCUACACCAGAGACGAGUCAGGCCAUGUUCACAAAAAACAUGCGCAACCCACAGAACUUUGUUCCGUGUGUGUUUCUGGGAAAACCUCGCUCUGUGGUGGACACUUGCCCAGCACUAAGCUGGGACACCUCGGCGCUGUCGGAGGACGAGGCCAGUCCGAACAGAGUGGAAUUAAACAACAACUCCUACAUUGAUAUGGACAGUCAGCAGUGGGCUGAAAAACACCCUAAAGAGGUCCAAUUUCAUUUGAUGCUCUACAUCCAAAUGCAGCUAUGUGAGCGCUCCCUAAAAGACUGGAUUCAGGAAAGGAACUGCACACCUAAGGCAGAACUCGCAGUGGCAGGAGGACCUUACCAGCCAUUUGACUGUGAAGAAGCUUUUAAUAUUUUAAAGAAAAUACUUGAAGGAGUGGAGUAUAUUCACUCCUGUGGAAUCAUGCACAGAGACCUUAAGCCACGGAAUAUUUUCCUUCAUGGACAUGCCUGCCAUGUGAAGAUAGGGGACUUUGGAUUGGCGUGUAAGGACAUUGUGGCAAACAAACAAGAACAGCUACAUUUUAAUUCUCACAUUGGUAAAAAUGCAGAGUCUGCUCACACAACUGGAGUUGGUACAUUUGUCUAUGCUUCUCCAGAGCAGCUAGAGGGCUCUCAUUAUGAUUCAAAGUCUGAUAUGUACAGUGUGGGGGUGAUUGCUGUCGAGUUGUUCCACCCUUUUGGGACAGAGAUGGAACGUGUUCAUACGCUCGGGGAGCUGAGACGAGGAAAGGUUCCAGACACGCUGGCUGAAAACUGGCCACUCUUGACCAAACAAAUCAAACUGCUGACCAGUGCUGAUCCCUCAUUACGACCAAAUGCAUCUGAGCUACUGCAAAGUGAUCUUUUUAACUCCAGGGAUAUGGUAAUCCGCAGUAUGCAGCAGCAGAUUGUGAAGCAGGAGGAGGAAAUUGUUCAGCUACGAAAACAGAUAAGUGAGCUGCAGAGCUCACAGAAUUCAAAACAUGAUUCAGAGAAGACCUAAGUAGAAUCACUUCGAUUGUUUUCUACAAUGCCUAUUACAUGUACAGUAUUUAAUUUUGUUUUUUUGGGGGGUAGAAAUGAUGUCUGGGAGCAGCUUUCACUGUGUGCACAGUACUAAGUGCCAUAUUUAAGUUACAAAUAUGU